This is a messenger RNA of Rosa rugosa (rugosa rose), 2249 nucleotides long. RefSeq lists its product as uncharacterized. Gene Ontology annotation, biological process: cytoplasmic stress granule assembly. Gene Ontology annotation, molecular function: RNA binding. Bases 169 to 1746 code for a protein of 525 amino acids. Gene Ontology annotation, cellular component: cytoplasmic stress granule. The record is from RefSeq and is a predicted model, not a curated record. The transcript has 12 exons. NCBI's taxonomy places the organism in Eukaryota, Viridiplantae, Streptophyta, Magnoliopsida, Rosales, Rosaceae.
UAUCACAAAACAGAGACACAUUGCUAACGAGAAAUUGAUUUCCCUUUUCGAAUUCCCUCCCGCAGCUUCGUCAGAUCCCUUUCUCUUCUUCAAUACAGAAACAAACACAGCAGCUUCAACUCAUAGAAAUCUGUGUUUGGAUCAUCAGAAACAGAGAAGGACAUAUAAAUGGGGUGCAGAAACAGAGAGCUCACAGAAGAUGAUGCGGUUUCUUCUUCUUCUUCAUUAAGCGAGGCCUUGCUGUUUGCGACCAUGUGCAUCAUUGGUCUCCCAGUCGAUGUUCACGUCAAGGACGGCUCUGUCUACUCCGGAAUCUUCCACACUGCUUCUGUGGAAAAUGAUUACGGCAUUGUUUUGAAGAAAGCAAGGAUGACUCAAAAGGGAAAAUCUGAUGCGAAUGUAGCAAAUGGGGAGUUGAUAGACACUCUUGUGAUUCUUUCUGGUGACCUUGUCCAAGUUGUUACAAAGGGAGUUUUACUUCCAGCUGAUGGUGUUGCUGGAAAUAUGUCUGGUGACAGAACUGAAGCUGUUACGGGUACUGUUUCUUCUGAUGAGUGUUCAAAGAAUGGUGCGAAGAAGUCAAGUGAGUCUGCCAUAAAUAAGAAGAAGGGUGGAAGGGUGCUAAUGCAAAAUGGGAAUGGCUUUCAUGGUGUUACACCCACAAGGGCUGGCAAGGAACAUGGAGGGAGGAAUAUGCCACUGAAUCAUAUUGAGAAUGCCGCAGAACUUGAAAAUAAGAGAAGUGAUGAGGUAAACUUAUCAGAGAUUAGAGAAUCCUCUGGUGCCUGCAUGAACAGGAGACAGGUGGAUGAUGGGUCUCAAGGGAAGCAGGAUGAUUUCAACCAGAAAUUAGAGGUUUAUAGGAAAGAAAGUGCUGACAAAGUUCAGGAUACAAAGAUGACAUCCAAGCUAUUUCCUUUCGGAGUGUCUUGUGAUCCUUCUACUGUAAUUGUUCAACGAGACAUUCAGUGCUGUGAAAGGACAACUUCAGAAUACACUUCUUCCGGUUCAAAUGUUGUUUCUUCAGGUUCCUCAACUUUGUUGAAGCCAGCUGCUAAUGUCUCAAGUCGUAAUUCAGAAACAACAUCAACUGAAAUGAUCCCUCAUGGUUCAGAGUUAAAUAAAAGUGGCAAGGAAUUUAAGCUCAACCCAGGAGCAAAAGUAUUCUCGCCAUCUUUUACAAAGCCCAUAGCAGCCACCUCUCCUGCAGUGCCAACAGUGGCAAGCAUGGGUUUUAUACCAACCAAUUGCCCCGUGGUACCUGGUCCUGCCGUCCAGCCAGAAGUUGGAUCGAAUCCUUUCGCAUCCCGUACAUCUGUGCCUGUUAAGGUUCUCCCAUACAAUAAUUUCACAACUGGGAAUGGUAGCAGUGCUUCUCAAUUUUCACAACCUAUUGUUGGACACAUGAGCAGUAGGGCGCAGACAGUUAGGUAUGCUGGUCAGCAUCCUGUUCAGGCUGGACCGACCUAUGUGCAUCCCAAUACUCAAGCUGUUAUGGUAGGACGAUUUGGACAGCUUGUCUAUGUGCAUCCAGUUUCUCAAGAUUUGGUUCAGGGUACACCAACCAUCUCACCACUAUCUGCACGUCCUAUGUUGACUCCACAUCAGGUCCAGUUUCCAAAGCACCAAGGAACUGCAGGCCAAGCAUUGCAGCUGUGUGUGCCUCCGCAGUUUAUGGCUACUGGACAGCAGCCUUUUCCCAUUGCCAAGUCGCAUCCGAUUUUUGCAACCUCCCUUCCGUUCUAAUUGUCUCAUCCAAGUUCCAGAUUCUAAUGAUAUCUUCCCCAAGUUUGGUGAACAAGUUUUCUCACUCAUGACCUCAGCUGGCAUUUAAUUACAGUAUAUAUUUAUCAUAUUAAUACAAAGUUUUGGCCUCGAGUUUUUUGCUGGACAAAAGUCCAUUCAGGUUAUUCUCUAUACAUAGAAAGCUAGAGAACUUUUACACAAGGGAACCUGUCAAACCUGAUUAGGGGGAUGAAGCUUCAUUCAAUUUUUUUUUUGUUUGAAAAAUGUGGUGAUUGUUUUUUUUUAUAGAAAACAGAAUAGGGUUGAAUAAUUUUGAGAAGAGAGCAACAUGUAAAGUACUUGAAAAAACAGAUGGACUGAUUCUGUUGAUUCUAAAUUUCAUAAUCCCUGAUGUUUAUAUCUUCUGAUUUGUUGGAAGUUUUGCCAUUGUGCCGUGGAUGGUUCAUUUAUAAAUUGUAAUGAACCCUUGAUAUGAGAUGAACAGUAUCUUUAUUUUUUUGUUA